Molecule: messenger RNA, 3205 nt
Organism: Phasianus colchicus (ring-necked pheasant)
Lineage: Eukaryota; Metazoa; Chordata; Aves; Galliformes; Phasianidae
Source: RefSeq, a predicted model, not a curated record
UGCUGCGGGCGGGGGCCGCCGCCGCUCAGCCCCGGUGCCGGUCCCGGGCCGGAGGGCGCCCGCUGAGCCCGGCCCGGCCAUGGGGGCUUUGACCAGCCGACAAAACGCAGGGGUGGAGGAGGUGGAUAUCCCCGCUAAUUCCGUCUAUAGGUACCCCCCGAAAUCCGGGAGCUACUUUGCCAACCACUUCAUCAUGGGAGGCGAGAAGUUCGACUCGACGCACCCCGAGGGUUACCUCUUCGGAGAGAACAGCGACCUCAACUUCUUGGGGAACCGACCCGUGGUGUUCCCUUACGCUGCUCCACCUCCUCAGGAACCCGUGAAGACCCUCCGGAGCCUGAUCAACAUCCGCAAGGACACACUGCGCCUCGUCAAGUGUUCGGAGGAGGUGAAGACCCCAGGGGAAGAGGUCAGCAAAUCCAAGGUGCACUACAACGUGGAGUUCACCUUUGACACAGACGCCCGCGUGGCCAUAACCAUCUACUAUCAGGCCAGCGAGGAGUUCCACAAUGGGGUGGCAAGCUACGUCCCCAGGGACACCAGCCUGCAGUCGGAGACGGUGCACUACAAGAGAGGUGUGUGCCAGCAGUUCUGUGUGCCCUCCCACACUGUUGACCCCUCCGAAUGGAGCGAGGAGGAGCUGGGCUUUGACCUGGACCGGGAAGUGUUCCCCAUGGUGGUGCAUGCAGUGGUGGAUGAAGGCGAUGAGCACGCCGGGCACAGCCACGUGCUGCUGGCAACCUUUGAGAAGCAUGCUGACGGCACUUUCUGCGUGAAGCCCCUCAAGCAGAAGCAAGUGGUGGAUGGGGUGAGCUACCUCCUGCAGGAGAUCUAUGGCAUCGAGAACAAGUACAACACACAGGACUCCAAGGUGGCUGAGGAUGAGGUGAGCGAUAACAGCGCUGAGUGCGUCGUCUGCCUCUCGGAUGUCCGUGACACCCUCAUCCUGCCCUGCCGUCACCUCUGCCUCUGCAACACCUGUGCUGACACCCUGCGCUACCAGGCCAACAACUGCCCCAUCUGCAGGCUGCCUUUCCGAGCCUUGCUUCAAAUCCGAGCCAUGAGGAAAAAGCUGGGGCCCCUCUCGCCCACCAGCUUCAACCCCAUCAUCUCCUCACAGACCUCUGACUCUGAAGAGCACUCGUCCUCGGAGAACAUCCCCCCAGGCUACGAGGUGGUGUCGCUGCUUGAGGCCCUCAAUGGGCCACUGACUCCCUCACCGGGUGCAGGGCCCAUGCGGAUGCUUGGGGAUGGCCCCCCCACUGCAGGACCACUGCCCUCCUACAGCAGUACCGGCCGCCUGCCCCCCCUGCGGGCCCUCUCACCCCUUGAGCGGCUCUCAGAAUGUGCCCCACCAGGGCUCAAGCUGAAGAAAAGCCUCUCCAAGUCGGUAUCCCAGAACUCCUCCAUCCUGCCCGAAGAGGAGGAUGAGAAGUCGUGCACUGAGUCAGAACCGAGGGUCUGCAGGAGGAAAUCCCCUGCCCGGCUGGAGGAGGAGUGUGGCAUGACACCAGAGAGCGAGAACCUCACGCUGUCCUCAUCGGGAGCCAUUGACCAGUCCUCAUGCACCGGGACCCCGCUGUCCUCCACCAUCUCAUCUCCAGAAGAAGCUGCCAGCAGCAGCCUGGCCCAGUCUGUCAUGUCCAUGGCGUCCUCCCAGAGCCAGCACUCACAGAUCAGCACUGACACCGUCUCCUCCAUGUCCGGCUCCUACGUGGCCCCUGGCACAGAGGAAGAAGGGGACAUGCUCCCCUCACCUGCAGCCGCCAGUGCCACCGCCUCUGAUGGAGAGUCGACACCCGUGGAGUCUCCAGAUUUAAACUUUGUCAGCAUCUCAGAGGAGCACGAUGCCGAGGGCAAUGACGUGCUGGAGGAUGAGGAUGUGUCACCCACACAGGAAGAUGGCCCGAGGACAGGCGCUUUCCUCGGUCUGAGGUGUGACAAUAACAAUGACUUGAGCAUCGCACACGUGAAAGCGCUGGACAAUAAACUGUGCUCUGAGGCCUGCUUACCUGCUGCAGUGCCGGACUCCUGCCCCAUUGACAUUGAGGAAUAGGCCCAGAGGCAGCCAACACCAGUGUGUGGCUCUCGUGCCCUCCCCCCUGGUAUCAGCCACCCGGAGCAGGCAGCAGCCAUGGGAGCCCUGCCCAUGGGUGGGCUCAGCCUGGGGGACUCGCAGCCCCCUGCCAUACAGAGGGUCCCAGGCACUGCCACCUCCACCUUCGGCCAUUGGAAUGAUGGUAACCUCGAAUUUUCCUCCCUGUCCCCCACUGCGGGAUGGCCGGGUGCUGUGUCACCUCGGAGCCCCUCCAUCAGCACCUUCCCUUCCCCUUUUCACACCAAGGUUGGGCUGGGGUCCUCCUCCUGCCCCAUGUGGGGUCUUGGGGCAUAGCCAGAGGGGAACGACGGCAGGAAAGUGUCUAUGUUGUGUGUUAAGGACAAGUGUCAGCAUUAGCAGCCAAGGUUCACUCUGGUGACCAUGGUGGGAGGCUGGACCCCCCCCGGGAUGCUGACACAUCCCUGUGCCAUGCCAUGGGAUGUCCCAGCGGUGGUGAUGGAGCUCCCCCCCAUCCCCUCUCUCCUCAUGGGCAGCGUGUGGGUUCCCACAGGGGCGACUUGUGCCCAGGGAUGGGGACAUCACCUUGGGGCAUCACCCGUUUAACUUCACUGUCUUCCACCACACCACGAGCUCAGAGCUCGGGGCUGUGUCCUCUCUCUGGAACAAGUGCCAAAAUCAUCAGCCAGUCGCCCUGCCCUGCUCUUAACAUCACAUGUAAUAGCAGGGAUGGAUAAAGGGGAUGGGAGCUGCCCCCAGCCCUCCAUCCCCAGCCAUCCCUGCAGCCAGCCUGGGGCUGCACACGUGGGUUCUGCUCAAUGGGCAAGGAGGGUCCGGAGGGGUGUAGGGAUUCCACCAACCACCUUUGGGGACUUCAGCAUCCCAACGUAGCCAGCUCAGGAGCUGUCUGUGAUUACGGGGAGGCAGCCGUUGCUCCGGAAGGUCCUGGCAGGUGAGAGGUGGGGGUUUUCUGGCUGCACACCCCUGGUGUGUGGGGUGAGGGCAGCCCUCCUUCCAGCACCCUCCACCCAUCAGGGAUUUAAGAAAGAAAAAAAAACAAAACAAAAAAAACAGAUUGCUGCUUCCGACUCUGCUUCCAGCAUGUUAUGGGUUUGAAGAGUACGUUUAAUAAAGGGUAUCUUACGUCCA